This is a messenger RNA of Nycticebus coucang (slow loris), 2915 nucleotides long. It is a transcript of the gene PHLDA1, whose product is annotated as pleckstrin homology like domain family A member 1. NCBI's taxonomy places the organism in Eukaryota, Metazoa, Chordata, Mammalia, Primates, Lorisidae. The transcript has 2 exons. Gene Ontology annotation, biological process: positive regulation of apoptotic process. Gene Ontology annotation, molecular function: phosphatidylinositol phosphate binding. The record is from RefSeq and is a predicted model, not a curated record. Bases 193 to 1389 code for a protein of 398 amino acids. Gene Ontology annotation, cellular component: nucleus.
CUCUGGGCGUCGGCUCUGGUCGCUGAGCAGCUGGGGGUUCCUCGGCGGGCGCCCGAGUGUAGGAAAGGAGUUUCCGGGCUCGGGUUCCCGCCGCCCGCCCGGGGAAGGAGCACGGAAGCCGGCGGGCGGCGCGGGGCGGAGCCAGGGACGCGGAGGGCGUGGACGCGGCCGCUCCGGAGGGGCCCCAAGUUAAUGAGGCGCGCGCCGGCGGCCGGGAACCUCUCCGAGCUGGGCUUUCCCUCGCGGUUCGGGCGCCAGGAGCCGCCUUUUCCGCUGGGUGUCACUGGGGGGUGGGGAAGAUGGCCCAUUCAAAAGCGCCGCGAGGGGGCCCGGCCAGUGCCCUUCUGUGAGCGCUCGCAAGAGGACGGCAGCGGCCCGGCAGCUCGCGGCUGCGGGACCUUGUGGCGGCGCCUCAGGACGCGGCUGCCGCUCUGCCCAGACCCCGCGCAGCCGCCGCUCUGCCUUCUGCCGGUCAGCCUCCUCUGCGCGCUCCGGGCGGGCGGCCGUGGGAGCUGUUGGGGCGAGGACGGCGCGCGGCUGUUACUGCUGCCCCCGGCCCGAGCGGCUGGAAGCGGAGAGGCCGAGCCAAGCGGCGGUCCCCUCUAUGCUGGGAGGAUGUUGGAGAGCAGCGGCUGCAAGGCGCUGAAGGAGGGCGUGCUGGAGAAGCGUAGCGACGGGUUGCUGCAGCUCUGGAAGAAAAAGUGCUGCAUCCUCACCGAGGAGGGGCUGCUGCUCAUCCCGCCCAAGCAGCUGCAACAGCAGCAGCAGCAGCAGCAGCAGCCUGGGCAGGGACCUGCCGAGCCGUCCCAACCCGGCGGACCCCCGGUCUCCGGCCUUGAGCCGCCGGUCAAGCUCAAAGAAUUGCACUUUUCCAACAUGAAGACCGUGGAUUGCGUGGAGCGCAAGGGCAAGUACAUGUACUUCACUGUGGUGAUGGCUGAGGGCAAAGAGAUCGACUUUCGCUGCCCACAGGACCAGGGCUGGAACGCCGAGAUCACGCUGCAGAUGGUGCAGUACAAGAAUCGUCAGGCCAUCCUGGCGGUCAAGUCCACGCGGCAGAAGCAGCAGCACUUGGUCCAGCAGCAGGCGCAGCAGCAGCUCCCGCAGCCGCAGCCGCAGCUCCAGCCCCAGCCCCAGCCCCAGCCCCAGCCCCAGCAGCCUCAGCCCCAGCAGCCUCAGCCCCAGCCCCAGCCCAAGCCUCAGCCCCAACCCCAACCCAAACCUCAGCCCCAGCAGCUCCAUCCAUAUCCGCAUCCACAUCCGCACUCUCAUCCGCACCCCCACCCGCAUCCGCACCCUCACCCCCACCAACUACCGCACCCGCACCAACAACCGCACUCGCAGCCGCACGGCCACCGGCUUCUCCGCAGCACCUCCAACUCUGCCUGAAGGGGGCAGCACCGGGGCCGGCAAGGUUUCGAGGACUUGAGGAAGUGGGACGAGCAUAUUUCUAUUGUCUUCGCUUGGAUCGAAAACAAGACUCCCCACCCGGCAGCAGAUCUUGCAGUUUGGACGUCACCCUACCGAAAACUCGGGAUUCUCAGUUUUCUGCGUACUCUUCAUCACGAUGCAGGAAACGACUUCAAGUAGAGAAGACUUUAUUUAUGAACCUUUGAAAGGAUCUUUCAGUAUGGUGGACCUUGUAGGAGCGAUGAUGUACUGUAAUUUUAUUUUAAUGUAUUUUGAUUUAUGAUUAUUUAUUAGUUUUUUAAAAAUGCUUGUUCUAAGACAUUUCUGAAUGUAGGUCAUUUUACAAAAAGGAAACUUUAUUUUCGAAAACUUGUUCUCUGGUGAGUCCUAAUCUUGGAAAAGAAAAAAAGAGAAAGGGCGGUGGAGGGGAAAACAUGAAUCCGUUCAUGAUUCCUGGGGCAUUUUCAGGAGGUCUGACACUUUCAUUGUUAUGCCAGGUGGCUGAAAUUAAACUGAUAUUUUUUUUUUGAGUUUUUUCCUCCUUAGUUUGUAUAGAGUAGAAGUUUAAAAAAGCUAAAAGUUCAGAAUUGUGUAAUUAUGAAAAUCUAAUGCUGAAGUUAUUGUUUUUCUAAAACGAAAUCCGUAGUAAUGAUAUCUGGUUUCUAAAUAUUUGAAACAUAACCAAACUGAUGACAGAAUGAUCAUAUCUUGACUGUGGUAGGACUGGGUAUACUGUAGGAAAAACCUUGCUUAAAUCAUAUGUAUGUAAAGGGUUUCAUAAGUUGAGUCCCUUUGAUUGAUUUAUAAGUAUGAAUGCCUUAGAUGAUUCAUUUCAAAAAUGUCAUGGGGGAAAACAGAAUCAUUUAACUGGUUUAGAGAGUAUUUUUGCCCCUGUCCGGACUAGUACCCUUCUCCAAGAGCUUUGCCCACUUAACUUGAACCACAUUUUCUGAUCCUUUUACUUUAUUCUAGAGGCACACCGAAGUAUCUCAUCAUUGAAAGUACAGUUUGUAAAUAAAGGAGUAGGAAUCAUAACUUUUAGUUUUCAUACCGCAAUGAUGUUUAUCAGAGAAACCAACUGUUUUGCUUUUUAUUGCUCUGUGAGAAAAAUUGAAUAGGAAAGGACUGGGUAAAUACUGGAUUUUCAGUAAGAAAACAACCCCAGUCUUGUUUUGGCAGCCACUUGUUCAGGAGGACUGUAGGAGAAAAAAAGAGGAUGUGCUUUUAAAGGUAGAACAAACCCUCUUCUGUGUUAAAUCAAAAGGAUGGUUAAAAUCUAAGAGGGCAGAUGCUACUUAAGUUUAAAAAGAGCCAUAGAUGAUACCACAUCCUCUUGGGGCUGAAUAUCACUUCCUAUCUGCAUGGCUUCACUAACUGGUCUCUGUUUUCCAUUAUCUUUUUCACAAAAGUCCUGGUCAGUGUUUUUCCAGCAUUUCAAUUGGAAUAGUCAGUAUUAGACCACUGCUAAGUUCUGUAGUCAAGAAAUGGAAAUGGAAUUGCAUGCU